AUGCUGAUCGAGAUCACCAGGCCCCUCGACAUCAAUGUGAAAGCACUAUACACUGUGUCUCAAGAAUUUGGGAAACGCCUGCUAGCCUUGGGAAGGCCAGGGAAAGUCAUAAACAUCGCCUCGUAUAUCGCGCAGGAGGACAUCUCUGUCUAUGCUAGCAGCAAAGCUUUUGUACGGAUGGGCCUCCCGUGGAAUCCAGUGCAACUGCAUCAGUCCAGGACUGCAAUGUCCAAGCAUCUGCACCGCGAUCCAGAUUUCAACAAGUAUGUUGUUGAGCGAACCUCGUCGAGGCGCUGGGGUUAUCCAGAUGAACUGAGAGCGUUAAUGGUGUUCCUUGCCAGCCAGGCGAGCGACUUCAUCACAGGUGAGAGAGCAUUGUUAUCGACGGAGGUGUAUUGGGAAGAUGAAUGGUGGUCAGUCUGGGUACAAACUAUAGCAAGACAAAACAUAUAG
Messenger RNA from Exophiala xenobiotica, 453 nucleotides. RefSeq lists its product as uncharacterized. Lineage: Eukaryota; Fungi; Ascomycota; Eurotiomycetes; Chaetothyriales; Herpotrichiellaceae. Gene Ontology annotation, molecular function: oxidoreductase activity, acting on the CH-OH group of donors, NAD or NADP as acceptor. The coding region runs from base 1 to 453 and encodes 150 amino acids. The transcript is spliced from 2 exons. The record is from RefSeq and is a predicted model, not a curated record.